Pseudomassariella vexata is the source of this 1590-nucleotide messenger RNA. Its product is annotated as glycoside hydrolase family 47 protein. The transcript has 2 exons. Gene Ontology annotation, biological process: carbohydrate metabolic process; N-glycan processing. Lineage: Eukaryota; Fungi; Ascomycota; Sordariomycetes; Amphisphaeriales; Pseudomassariaceae. Gene Ontology annotation, cellular component: endoplasmic reticulum; Golgi membrane. Gene Ontology annotation, molecular function: calcium ion binding; mannosyl-oligosaccharide 1,2-alpha-mannosidase activity. Bases 1 to 1590 code for a protein of 529 amino acids. The record is from RefSeq and is a predicted model, not a curated record.
AUGGCUUCCUUUACGAGCCUUCUGGUCGGUGGCCUUGCCGUCUUAGGCUGCAUAUCACCUGCCAAUGCGGGUCCGGCACAAGCAAGACCCCGUGCGCCUAGCUACCAAGCAUACCCAGAGAGAGCAGCCGCUGUCAUGGAAGCGUUUGAUAGGGCCUGGGAUGGCUACUACCAAUAUGCCUUUCCGAAUGACUCGCUCAAGCCCAUUUCAAAGUCGUUCGAGAACGACAGGAAUGGUUGGGGAGCCAGCGCCAUCGACGCCCUUUCCACGGCCUUGAUCAUGGGCGACAAGAAAGUGAUCGACCAGAUCGUAGACUACAUUCCAACGAUCAACUUUAACAAGACCAACGACGAUUCGGUGCCCGUCUCUCUUUUUGAAACCACCAUUCGUUAUUUGGGCGGUCUGCUUUCAGCGCAUGAUCUCCUGAGUGGUCCUCUCAACAAUUAUGUUGGCAGCGAAGAGAAGCUGGCGGCCAUUCUGGACCAGGCUGAGCAUCUGGCCGAAAAUCUGAAAGUUGCGUUCAAUACUAAAUCCGGAAUUCCGAUUAACGACGUGCUCUUUGGACCACCCCGGGUAACGGACGAAAAGACCAAUGGUCUCGCCACAAUCGGCACCCUGAUCCUCGAAUGGACGCGCCUGAGCGACAAGACGGGCAACAAAGAGUACGCCGAGCUAGCCCAGCGAGCUGAGUCGCAACUCCUGCUACCUCAGCCCCGAGCACUCGCCGAACCAUACCCGGGUCUACUGGGUACAAACGUCGACGUGGAAACGGGCGAGUUCGUGGACUCAGUCGGUGGCUGGAAUGGUGGCACCGACAGCUUCUACGAAUAUCUAAUCAAGAUAUACAUUUACGACACGUCAAGGUUCACGAAACACAAGAACCGCUGGGUCGACGCCAUCGACUCCAGUAUCAAGUACCUGGCCUCGCACCCCACGUCGCGUCCCGACCUGACCUUCCUGGCCGCCUACCAAGGAAAUAACAACUUGACGUUCCGGUCGGGGCACCUCGCGUGCUUCGAUGGCGGCAACUUCAUCUUGGGCGGCUUGGUGCUCGACCGCCAGGACUAUGUCAACUUCGGCCUCGCUCUCGUCGACAGCUGCCACGAAACGUACGCCACGACGGCGACUGGCAUCGGCCCCGAGGGCUUCGCCUGGCAGGACAACAAGGUUGGAUUCAACGCGACCAACAAUCCCGGUCCGCCCGCGGAACAGAGCGACUUCUACGCCGACGCCGGCUACUGGAUUACCAGCUCCUACUACAUUCUGCGCCCCGAGGUCAUCGAGAGCAUCUACUAUGCCUACCGUGCCACCGGCGACUCCAAGUACCAGGACUGGGCUUGGGAGGCCUUCAAGGCUAUCAAUGAGACGUGCUCCGUUGGCGCUGGGUUCUCCGAAAUUGAGAACGUCAAUGUGAAGGGGGGAGGCAACUUCACUGAUUUCCAGGAUAGCUUCUGGUUUGCUGAAGUAUUGAAGUACAGUUAUUUGAUCCAGGCAGAGGAGGCGCCGUGGCAGAUUUCGGCUGACCAUGAUAAUGAAUGGGUAUUCAAUACGGAGGCGCAUCCCAUGAAGGUUGUCGGCAAGCAUAUCUAG